Durotheca rogersii is the source of this 1378-nucleotide messenger RNA. Its product is annotated as P-loop containing nucleoside triphosphate hydrolase protein. Gene Ontology annotation, molecular function: ATP-dependent FeS chaperone activity; 4 iron, 4 sulfur cluster binding; ATP binding. Gene Ontology annotation, biological process: iron-sulfur cluster assembly; mitochondrial respiratory chain complex I assembly. The transcript is spliced from 5 exons. Bases 1 to 888 code for a protein of 295 amino acids. Gene Ontology annotation, cellular component: mitochondrion. The record is from RefSeq and is a predicted model, not a curated record. Lineage: Eukaryota; Fungi; Ascomycota; Sordariomycetes; Xylariales; Xylariaceae.
AUGGCAGCCCUCUCGCGGCGCCUCUUCCACCAGGCCGGCCGCGUCCUCGGCCACGAGAACCCCCUCGGCCUCCCGCGGACCGGCUCUAUCCCCCGCAUGCAGCGGGGCCUGCCCGAGCGCCGCAAAAUCCCGGAUGUCGCCCGCGUCAUCGCCGUCUCCUCCGCCAAAGGCGGCGUCGGCAAGAGCACCGUUGCGGCAAACCUAUCCCUCGCCUUCGCCCGCAUGGGCUACCGCUCCGGCAUCCUCGACACUGACAUCUUCGGGCCCUCCAUCCCUACGCUGUUCGACCUUAACGAGGAGCCACGCCUCUCCUCGAAUAACCAACUCCUGCCUCUGUCCAACUACGGCGUCAAGACCAUGUCGAUGGGAUACCUCGUCGGCGAAGAGGCGCCUGUCGUGUGGCGCGGCCUCAUGGUCAUGAAGGCCCUGCAGCAGCUGCUGCAUGAGGUCGACUGGGGCGGCCUCGACAUUCUCGUGCUCGACCUACCCCCCGGCACGGGCGACACCCAGCUUAGCGUCACGCAGCAGAUCGUGCUCGACGGUUCUCUCAUCGUCACUACGCCGCACACCCUAGCAGUCAAGGACGCCGUCAAGGGAAUCAAUAUGUUCAAGAAGGUCAACGUUCCGCUGCUUGGCCUCGUCCAGAACAUGUCACUCUUCCACUGCCCGCACUGCCACCACCAAACGGCGGUAUUUGGUUCCAACGAACGCGUCAAGCAGGUCUGCGGCGAGCACUCGAUCGAUCUGCUCGGCGAUAUCCCGUUGCACCAGAGCAUCGGCGACGAUGGCCAGAGAGGGAAGCCGACCGUCGUCUCCGAGCCGGACAGCGAGAGGGCGAAGGCGUUCAUGGACAUCGCUCACCUAGUAGGGUCGAAAGUGGGGUUGUAAACCGAUGCUAUGUUGCCACGGGAUAUGAUACUAUACAUACUGCUGACGGAACGAACACCUGCAACCCGAAGCCUACGGCAAGAUCCCGUAGCUCGUCCCUACGCUUGUACUGGAUCGACUUCGAAUGCGUGUCGUAACCGGCGACUGGCAUCAGCCGGGCCAGGCGUGCCAACGGGUGGCGGGUUACUCCGAUCCCUAUCUGUGGCGAGAUUUUAGCAAAUCAAUCUCUAACCAUCGCGGGGUCGUGACGAUUCCAAAAAUAACCCUCCAUUUUGUAAGCUUUUUGUACAUGAUGAUGCUCAGGAACUGGGCUGGGGAGAGCCGAGCGUGUGAAGAGAGCGUCUAGUUCGAGGGCCAGGUUAGCAUCUGUAGAACCCAAAUAGGGACAAAGGGGAUCAAAAGCGUAAACCUCCAGCCCCAACUCUCGCUUCAUUCGGUGCUAUAUAGUCCGCACAACUUCCUCCACAACGACGACCGCCUGUUGUCCGUA